Messenger RNA from Exophiala xenobiotica, 3509 nucleotides. RefSeq names its product phosphoribosylamine-glycine ligase. Gene Ontology annotation, cellular component: cytosol. The record is from RefSeq and is a predicted model, not a curated record. Gene Ontology annotation, molecular function: phosphoribosylformylglycinamidine cyclo-ligase activity; metal ion binding; ATP binding. The transcript has 2 exons. Gene Ontology annotation, biological process: 'de novo' IMP biosynthetic process; adenine biosynthetic process. The coding region runs from base 114 to 2501 and encodes 795 amino acids. Lineage: Eukaryota; Fungi; Ascomycota; Eurotiomycetes; Chaetothyriales; Herpotrichiellaceae.
GAGGCUUCUGGGCCUUUGCAGCUUCCUUACAGAUGAUAUGUCCUAUGUUAGUGGUCUUUCUCUCAUCACUUGACAUUGUACCGGUGUGUUCGAAGUCCUAGAAACUAUACGCUAUGGCGGCGGAACGAUUGCGCAUUCUGGUGAUUGGCUCCGGUGGUCGAGAACACGCGCUUGCUUGGAGGCUGUCCAAAUCGCCCUCAGUUGAUGUUGUGCAUGUUGCUCCCGGUAACGGUGGUACAGAGGCGGAGAAUAUCAUCAACGUGAAUAUUGCUGCCCACAAUUUCACCGACUUGGUCCACCACGCCAAAAAUCAUGGACUGAACCUCGUAGUUGUUGGUCCUGAAGCUCCCUUGGUCGCAGGCGUUGAGGGAUUUUUCCGAAGAAAUGGCAUUCGCUGCUUUGGACCUAGCCAGGCUGCCGCAAGGAUGGAAGGCUCGAAGGCUUUCUCCAAGGAUUUCAUGCAACGCCACGGUAUACCCACAGCAGCAUUUCGAAAUUUCAGUGAGUACGAGCCUGCUCAAAAAUACCUAGAGUCUGUCAACCACGAUGUUGUGAUCAAAGCAGACGGAUUGGCUGCAGGGAAAGGGGUUAUCAUUCCUACCACGAAAGAGGAGGCGCGUGAAGCCUUGAAGAAGAUCAUGGUUGAUCGCGAAUUCGGUUCAGCUGGCUCACAAGUGGUCAUUGAAGAGUUCCUGGAAGGUGAAGAAUUGAGCGUCCUAUCUUUCAGUGAUGGUUACACGAUCAGAUCUCUACCACCCGCUCAAGACCAUAAACGCGCGCUCGACGGAGAUCAGGGUCCCAAUACUGGUGGAAUGGGCUGCUAUGCGCCAACACGCGUUGCCUCAAAGGAGUUGAUUGCACAGAUUGACCGCGAGAUCGUUCAGCCUACAGUUGACUGUAUGCGCCGUGAGGGUAUGCCAUUUGUGGGAAUGCUCUUCACUGGUCUGAUGAUCACCAAAUCUGGUCCCAAAGUGCUGGAGUACAACGUUAGGGGAGGAGACCCCGAGACUCAGACUUUACUACCUCUACUCAGUGACGACACUGAUCUUGCGAAAGUUAUGCUCGCUUGCACGGAGCAUUGGCUGGAUGGGGUUGAUCUGAAAAUUGAACCAAAAUUUGCUGCCACGGUCGUCGCUUGUGCUGAAGGCUACCCAGACACGUAUGCGAAGAACAGACCGAUUACCAUACAAAAAGUGCCUGAGGACACUUUCGUCUUCCACGCUGGCACAAGCAGAGAUGGCAAACAAGUCAUAUCUACAGGAGGCCGAGUGAUAGCCUCGACCGCCACAGCAACUACAUUAGAAGAGGCAGUGUCCAAAGCGUACAAGGGAAUGGAUUCUAUCAAAUUUCAGGGUAUGCAUUUCAGAAAAGACAUCGCGCAUCGGGCGUUCGCGAGGAGCGAGCAAGAGAAACGACCAGAGGAUGCACCAAUGACAUACGCAUCGGCUGGCGUGUCGAUUGAUGCAGGGAAUGAUCUUGUCACCAGAAUCAAACCAGCAGUCAAGUCGACCUCCCGUCCCGGUGCCAAUGCCAUCAUUGGUGGCUUUGGUGGAGCUUUUGACCUCACAAGGGCUGGUUACCAUGAAAAGUCCCCGGUGCUCAUUGGUGCUAUCGAUGGUGUCGGCACCAAGCUCAAAAUUGCGCACGCGACGAACAUCCACGACACCGUUGGCAUUGAUCUUGUGGCCAUGAACGUCAAUGACCUAGUUGUGCAAGGGGCAGAACCAUUAAUGUUUCUCGAUUGUUAUACAUGCAGCAUCUUAGAUGUCGACAUUGCGAGCGAUUUUGUCCGCGGUGUUUGCGAAGGAUGCAAGACGGCCAACUGUGCUCUGGUUGGAGGUGAAACAGCCGAGAUGCCAGGCCUUCUGAAUGGUACUGAGUACGAUGCCGUUGGUGCCGCUAUUGGUGCUCUCGAUACUGCAGCCGGAAAGCGAUUGCUGCCAGACAUGGAGAGCAUGAUCGAAGGUGAUGUUCUUCUCGGUCUCGCGUCGAAUGGCCUGCACUCGAAUGGAUUUUCUUUGGUCCGACGAAUAGUCGAAAAGAUGCAUUUGAACUUUUCGGAUCAGGCUCCUUGGGACUUGGACAUGACCGUGGGAAAAUCGCUUCUCACACCAACGCGCAUCUAUGUUGUGCCUUUGCUUCAAGCACUGAAACGGGACUUUGUCAAGGGAAUGGCCCAUAUCACUGGUGGCGGCCUCACGGAGAAUGUGCCUCGAAUGCUGCCGGAUCAUUUGACCGCCGAAAUCGAUGUGUCUUCGUGGGAGAGACCCGCGGUCUUCAACUGGCUGCAACAAGCCGGCGGAGUUAGCAGUCCAGAGAUGGGUCGUACCUUCAACAACGGUAUUGGAAUGGUUCUUGUCGUUUCUGACGUUGCUUCUGGUGAGGUCCGAAAGAUCCUAGAGGCAGAAGGUGAAACGGUCUUCAAGAUUGGAAAGCUGGUGAACAAGGAAGGCCAAGAGGGUUGCGUAUUGAAGAAUCUGGACACUUGGAAAUCAUCAUGACAUGGAAUCCCUCGUUACCAGAUUACUCAGCAAGAUGCUUACGCUCUCGGCAAACAACUAGUUGCCAUCUUUGGUGGUGCUGCACAGGACAAGGCACUCAAAAGUAUCAAUCACGCUUGCUCUGCAGCGCCACAGAGAGCUUGGGACGGAUUUGGAGCAGGAAAUUCGAGUGGCGGAGUGACACAACCUUUUGAGGCGACCUUGUGCUUACUCACGCGAUACUGCUCGGGACUGUUUGCGUUGUUGUUGCCAUUGCUUCCGCAUGCACAGUGGCCUACGGAGGCUCGGGACCAAAAAGGCUUUCAUUGGGCCCCAAGAUAUGGCCUUGGGGCGGUGAGAGGUCCUGCACAAGGUGAUCGUACAUCAUGUGGUCAGCAAAUUGGGGACAACUGGUCUGGAGAAUGAUCUGAGGCAAGGCGAAUCAGCCCUUAUUCCUGCUUCACUCUAUGGAUCUCCGCGAUGUGCGUUGAGAGAGAUCAGUAACCACGGGAUGGAGACCACAUCCAGCACCCUUUACUCUCGAUUCAUUCAAAGUUCCGGUCACUUCAUCAGAGACUACCAUCGUGGUUGGUGCAAGCAGUACUACCGGUCUUGAGCUGGCCAGAUUCUUGGCUCAGCGGGUUCAAAUUCAGGACAUUGCCAUCAUGCAUAUAUCAGGCAGCCCCCAAAGAGGCCGAUUCGCGCAGGAGAGAGGGCGUCAGUCACCAGACCACAGGCAGAGGCCAAAGGGACAGAUGCAUUAGUCAUUGAUGAAGCUACUGGCCAAAACGAACUCCUUACUUGGUUCUUGUUGGCCUACUUAUCGGUUAUCUGACAGCAACGUGACCUGAGUUUGUGGCGUCACAUAUGCCUUCAUUCCCGCUCUUAGAGCCCGUAUGCAUGAUGUUGCGUUGACAAGUUUGCUGGUGGUGGAGAAUCUGAAGAUGACAGAACGUAGGUAGUCGAGAUGGGUGACAACGCUGUACUUUAGGUCAAUAGUCUCCCACUAUAUGAAAGCCAUUAAAGAAG